AUGUGGCUUCUCAGCACCUCACGAGCCGACCUGCACUUCUUCUCGGACCCUAGCUCUGUGCCGGAAGGCUAUGCCAUUUUAUCACAUACUUGGAGUCAAGUCCCAGGACUUCCAGAGCAGUCAUUCCAGGAUACACAAGCCAUCAUCGUCAGGUGCAAUGCCGAAGGCUCCAAUCCCCGCGACUUCGUCUCGCCCAAAAUAAGGGAGUGCUGCGUGGUUGCGGAGCGAGACGGAUACCUAUGGGUGUGGAUCGACACUUGCUGCAUCAACAAGGAGAGCAGCACGGAGCUGUCGGAGGCAAUUAACUCGAUGUUCAGCUGGUACGUCAUGUCCGAAGUCUGCUACGCAUACCUCGACGACGUCGGCUCCGACGACGACCUCUACUCCCGACACUCGCAAUUCCGUCGCUCUCGGUGGCACACUCGGGGAUGGACGCUGCAAGAGCUUCUCGGACCGGCAUUCUUAGUGUUCAUGUCGAAGAUUGGAAGCCGCUGGGGACAAGACACGAACUUGCUGACCGCCUGGCAAGAAUCACCGGGAUUCGCGAAGCCGCAAGGCGACGCGGGUGGAGGACGAGGCGUACUGCCUCCUUGGGUCUUCAACAUCAACAUGCCGACGCUCUACGGGGAAGGUCGUCAAGCGUUCUACCGCCUCCAAGUAGAGCUUUCGCGACAAUCCUCCGACACCACCCUGUUUGCGUGGGGCAUCUCUCAUCGGUCCAACCACGACAACCUCCCAAAGGAGUCACUGAAGAAAAUUUGGGCUGGGCUCCACGGUACGACUCAUCACUCGCGCUUCCUGUUCGCCCCCUCCCCCUCUUCGUUCAUGAAAUCCGAUGUCUACUGGACUCCAGGGCUCAGUACCAACGGGGUCCUGCAGCCCUAUCUGGCUUCGCAGUGGACCACAAAUGACGAGUCGGUGAUCGGUGCUCACAGAAAGAAGACUGGGCCUUUCGGACGGAUCAAGUUGCCUACUUUCAAGCUCACAAGUCAGGGAAUGAAAUGUCAUUUCCCAGUGGCAGAGUUCGCCGGCAUUACGAUCAUGGUGCUUCUAGCGCAGACCGACGAUCAGCACCUGGGGAUCAUUCUGCAUCCCGCAGAGUCGGACGAGAUUCAAAACCCAAGCCAGCCACUCUUCUACGUCACUUGGGCCUUCAAAAAAGACGACUCCGCUUACAACAUCUUCCGCCUGGUAGAGCUUGGUGGAGACCUUUACAACCUCACGUUCCGAGGUUUUCCCAUCGAUGCUACCUGGCGCGACCUCUACAUCCAUGCUGGACCACGCAUACAGGAUCGUAUUGACCCAGCGCACCUCAUCAUCCGCCUCCUUCCCGACCGCUUUCCUGCCCCUUUCCGAAUACCGCGUUGGCUCGUCGGCAGCCUCGCCUCCCGCCAGUUCGUCCCAAGCACUAGUAUCUCCAAGACGGACCUGGGUGCGGCGUUUGAAAUGCGGCUCAAAUUCUCCUACCUGUCCGAACGCAUCUGGGUCAAGCUCGGCACUUGCGUCCACAUACCAUCCGACGUCGGUGUUGUACACUGGGCAUGGGCGAUCUCCGAAGACCUCCGCGCACCCGGCGCACCAUGGGAUCGCGCGCACGACUGUGCGACGGAGCACGUCGACGACUGGGGCGGCGCGCCGCCGGAAGGCGACACGCAGUCGGAACAGUCCGCCCCACCGUACGAGGCUCACGUCAACCUCGUGCGUGCGCAGUGGGCGACGUACGCAGACAAUGCCUCAUCCAGCGAGUCCCCCCCGCCCCUCGCGCGCCACCGGCACCAACGCCAGCUGUCUACUGCUGGCCUGGUGGGCUUCCCAUCACAAAUCUCCGUGCCGUCUGCCGCUUCCCCGGAGCCCAUCUCUCCCUCCCAGUCGCCCAGUUUUCCAGUGUCGCAGACCGAGUGGCGGCCGACGAAGGACGAAUCCACGGCGAUGCGUCGGCUCGCGAAGAGGUUUGGGAGUUUACUUGGAUCGCGCCCGAAAAGGAGGGAGUCGAACACGAGCAGGGGAGACAGCAAGACCAACGGCACUGGCACCGGCAAGGGCAAGAGCGUCGACGGGUGA
This is a messenger RNA of Epithele typhae, 2061 nucleotides long. RefSeq names its product HET-domain-containing protein. NCBI's taxonomy places the organism in Eukaryota, Fungi, Basidiomycota, Agaricomycetes, Polyporales, Epitheliaceae. The transcript is spliced from 4 exons. The record is from RefSeq and is a predicted model, not a curated record. The coding region runs from base 1 to 2061 and encodes 686 amino acids.